Molecule: messenger RNA, 2982 nt
Organism: Phyllopteryx taeniolatus (common seadragon)
Lineage: Eukaryota; Metazoa; Chordata; Actinopteri; Syngnathiformes; Syngnathidae
Gene: irx2a
Product: iroquois homeobox 2a
Exons: 3
Coding region: 88-1587 (499 amino acids)
Biological process (GO): neuron differentiation; regulation of transcription by RNA polymerase II; cell development
Cellular component (GO): nucleus
Molecular function (GO): DNA-binding transcription factor activity, RNA polymerase II-specific; RNA polymerase II cis-regulatory region sequence-specific DNA binding
Source: RefSeq, a predicted model, not a curated record
CGCCCCCGCCCCCGCCCCCCUUUUUCCCCGGUGCGCCUUUCCCCUCCUUCCCCCGUUUGGACCGGCCGUCGCCCCCCUCGCGCGCCCAUGUCCUAUCCUCAGGGUUACCUCUACCAGCCCCCGGGCUCGCUGGCGCUCUAUCCGUGUCCGGCUUACGGGGCUCCGCGGAGCGAAGACCUGGCGAGGUCGUCGGCGUUCAGCCCUUACCCCGGAUCGGCUGCUUUCUCCGCCUCGGCCGGCUCGGGCUUCUCCGGCCCGCUGUCGUACCCGGCGGACCCUGCCACGGGAUUCCCGUCAUACAUGCAGAGUUCUCCGUACGACGCACACGCCACGUUAAGUUACCACCCGUACGGGGGGCCCGGGUACCCGUACCAGCUCAACGACCCGGCUUACCGCAAGAACGCCACCCGGGACGCCACGGCCACCCUGAAGGCCUGGCUGCAGGAGCACCGGAAGAACCCUUACCCGACCAAAGGCGAGAAGAUCAUGCUGGCCAUCAUCACCAAGAUGACCCUGACGCAGGUGUCCACCUGGUUCGCCAACGCCAGGAGGAGGCUGAAGAAGGAGAACAAGAUGACGUGGGCGCCCCGCAAUAAGAGCGAGGACGAGGACGACGAGGACGGGGACGGCGAGAGGAAGGACGGCGUGAAGAACUUGGACAGCAGCGAGGCUUCGGCUGAGGAUGAAGGUAUUAGUUUGCACGCGGACGCGCUGACGGACCACUCGUGUUCCGCCGAGUCCGACGUGGAGAAGGCGGCGGCGUGUCGGCCGCAGCGGGAUUCGGCGUCCGACCGGGCCCGGCACAAAUGCGAAGACGACGCCGAGGAGGAGAAGCUGCACGCUUCUGGCUUCCAGCUCUCGCCCAAGUCGCUCAGCGGCUCGCCUCCGGUGGGAGUCGAAGCGCCGCUUUCCGCUCAUCCGCACCACCUCCAGCACCUCCAGCACCUCCAUCACCUCCAGCAUCUCCAGCACCUCCAGCGCGAGGAUUUCGCGAGGGGCCUCGGGACGAGCAACGCCGCGCACGCCGACAAGUCCUGCCCGGAAAGCAGAGCGCCCGCGGGGCUUUCUCACAACCCCAAACCCAAAUUGUGGUCACUGGCGGAGAUUGCUACCUCGGAGCCAAAGCGGCAAGUGGGCCGAGCGAGCUGCCCCCCGUCGUCCUCCUCCUGCUCCACAGGGGGCCUUCUGACCCCCCCGACCCCCUCCGCGACCUCCCCGUCUGCCACCUCGCCCUCUCUCUACCCGACCCCCUCCCUCAUCGGAAGACCGAUUUAUUACACCUCGCCCUUUUAUAGCAAUUACACAAACUACGGCAACUUCAGCCCGCUGCAGGGCCAAAGCAUCCUGCGCUACUCCAACUCGUCCGGGGUGAGUCUGGCAUCCUCCGCCGCCGCCGCCGCCGCCGCCGCCGCCGCCGCGGCCGCGGCCAACCAGGGUCUCGGCGCUCAUCAGGCUCCGGAGGCGCAACUCAGGCCGGACUCGCCCGUCCUGCUUCAAAUCAACUCAAACCAGACCGGCGGCGGCGCUGAGCAGCAUCAGAAACAACAUUUCAGAGCUGCAAAUAUGGAGGCAAAGAAGGGAACGUAGAAUUCAGAUUGUGGGCACAAGUCAGGCCUCUUCAGAUUCUAUUUUGUAUAAAAAAAACAAAAAAAAACAAACAAACAAACAAAAAAAACACUGGGUGGAGACGUAAUUAGCUCACUCUUUUCCAAAUGCAGACCAACUGUUUUUUUUUUGUUUUUUUUUUGUGUAGCUCACGUUGUUCUCACUGAUAAAAUCAACGUGAUUUUGCCUUUCAAGAUCUAAUAAUGAUCAAUCAAUUGAUUUGGGAGUAAAUUGAAGAAACACGCUGGAAGCAAAUGCACCUGUACGUCAAACCAUAUAUUUUUGCAGAACAACAACAACAACAACAAAAAAAAAACGUUUGGCACGGGUUGGAAAUGCAACAUGCGCCGGUUACGACCCCAAACAAGACGACAAAGCGAACCACGCCCACGCGUGCUCACGUGCAACAGGUGAGUCGGUCAAACUCGGGACAGGCUUCAUUUCUUCAUUUCUUCAUUUGGGUUGGUUGCAAUCAUCUUGGCUGAGCGACACGUGCAUAUAUGCAAUCGAAUUUACAAGAUUGGAUUUGGGGACUUGAAUAAGGACUCAACGCCGUUUUGUCAUUUUUGGGAGGAAGCGAUGAUUGGUUCGCAACCGGUUUUUAUGUUUAUUUCCAUCUUCUGCAGGUAGGUGUCACAAUUGCUUUCAGUUUCAAGGCAGAGUGGACACCAGCUUUGACUUUUUUAAAGACACCCCCCCCCCCCCCCCCCCCCCAGCCCCCCUCAAAGCUCGCCCUGCAGUGCCAGCAUAAAAGCCGAACUUCAAUCUCCUUGCUGUGCCCCACGCACGUUUAAAAAAUUAUUAUUGCUCUGGAUGUCACUUUAUUUUACACAUAACUUAUCAUUUAUGAAUCCUCCCAAUAUAUGUGAUUAUCACGUUAUUUCUCAGGUUCCUCUAUACUUUGCUAUUUCAGUAUACUGUGUUUAUGUGUGGCUUUUUGUCCAACAUUUUUUUGUUUGUUUGCUUGUUUUGUUUGUUUGUUUGUUUGUUUGCGGGGUAGGUCAUUAAUGGAAAGGACGAGCCAGAAGAGAACUUGUGAGGACUUCAAAGUGGAAUAGCCUACAUUUGAUAUUUAUUUUUUUAAAUGAUGGCGGAAUUAUGCCUAUAAUUUAUGCAAGUUGUAUUGCAAAAAAAAACAAAAAAAAAAACAGACACUGAAAACUGAAAUCUGACAUCUGUUUGUUCUGUAAAUAUAUAAAUAUAUAAAAGAACAGUUUUUAUUUGAACUUGGGAAAAGCAACACAAUCUUGCUCCUGAUCAUUUAUAUAUUUGAAUGUAAAUAGAAAUGAAAACGAGCGCUGGUGGAAUACUGUACUUGUGUGGUAUCAGCUAUUCAAGGUAGAAAGAAAAUACAAUAAACUGUUUUCCCAACUGUUA